AUGGGUAAAGUAAUAAUAUUUGGAGCAACAUGUUUAGCCAUACUUUUUAUGGGAGUUACAGCUUCUAGCUUUCGUACUACAAUUACCAUAGCUGAAAACCCAAGGGAACAAAUGUCUCAACGUUGCCAAAUGGAAAUGCAAAGGGCACAGAACUUACGUUCUUGUGAAGAGUAUUUAAGACAAAGUACAAAAUUUACUGAAGAGGGAAGAUAUAUGGAUCAACAAAGUGGAGACUGGCGCCAAUCAUUCCCAAGGUGCUGCGAGCAAAUGGAGCAGAUGCAAGACGAGCAAUGUCGGUGCGAGGGAAUAAAACAAGUGAUGCAGCAAGAGCAAGAGAGAGGAGAAUUAGAGGGAAGAGAAAUGCGUGAGGCUUGUAAAACUGCACAGAGCCUUCCUGGUUUAUGCCGCAUGAGUCCUCACCAAUGCCAUAAUAUUCCAACUCCAACUUUCUAUUAA
This is a messenger RNA of Solanum tuberosum (potato), 456 nucleotides long. Its product is annotated as 2S sulfur-rich seed storage protein 2-like. The transcript has 2 exons. Lineage: Eukaryota; Viridiplantae; Streptophyta; Magnoliopsida; Solanales; Solanaceae. The record is from RefSeq and is a predicted model, not a curated record. Gene Ontology annotation, molecular function: nutrient reservoir activity. The coding region runs from base 1 to 456 and encodes 151 amino acids.